GAGGCGGCGACCCGGGGCUUCUCUGUCCACCCCGCGACUCCUCUCGGAGGAGGCCGCGGUGCGUGGCGGGAGGGAUGUGCGGGUACCGGUCCCGGCGGGGCAGGGGCCGCGUCCCGCCCUCGCCCUGUGCCCAGGCUGCCCCUCUCAGGGCUGGGGUGCCCUGCCCAGCCUGGCGCUGGGCGCGGGCGGCAGCCCUUGGCUGAGGAGCCGGCCUCCCCGCCAGGCCGCUCGCAGAGUCCAGCCGUGCCAGCUGUAAUCGGGAGGCGGCUCCCGCCUCGGCCGAGUGCCAUGCCCGUGAGGUCAGGGUGCGGUCUUGAAAAGCCGCCUCACCGGAGGCGCCCAGAGCCGAGAGCGGCAGCCCGGGAGCCUGCGGGCCCGGGUGUCCGCGCCUGGGGGCCGGCGCUGGGCGCCAUGGCAGAGGCUGCAGGGAGCCCCCUGCCCCAGCCCGUCGUGAGGAGGAAAAAAAGCAUAUCUAUCGAGGAAAAAAUCAAUAUCAUUAGUGCUGUGGAGAGUGGCAAGAAAAAGGCAGACAUCGCAGCCAAGUAUGGCAUAAAGAAGAAUUCCUUGUCUGCGAUUAUGAAGAAUAAGGAAAAAGUUUUAGAAGCCUUCGAAUCCUUACGGUUUGAUCCUAAAAGAAAAAGACUGAGGACUGCUUUUUAUACCGACCUGGAGGAGGCGCUGAUGAAGUGGUACAGAAUCGCCCAGUGCUUGAACGUGCCGGUGAACGGCCCCAUGUUGCGCCUCAAGGCCAAUGAUUUUGCCCAGCAGCUCGGGCACAGUGAUUUCAAAUGCAGUAACGGCUGGCUUGAUCGUUUCAAGUCGAGGUAUGGUCUGGUCUUCAGAGCUCAGCCUGUAGAAGCAGCUGCUACUACUGCAGUGGAUGCUCCUAGUCUUUGGUACCAAAACGUUCUUCAUUGUUAUUUAAACGAUUAUCAGCCAAAAAAUGUGUUUUAUAUACAGGAGACUGGAUUGUUGUACCAGAUGUUGCCGCAUAACACGUUUGCAUUUAAAGGGGAAACUUGUUCUGUAGGUAAACUAAGCAGAGAGAGAAUAACUGUAGUGGUGGGUACGAAUAUGGAUGGCUCCGAGAAACUUCGUUUGCUUGUGAUAGGAAAAAACAAAAGUCCACACUGUUUCAAAGGUGUGAAGUCACUCCCUGUGGAUUACGAAGCAAAUGAUCCAGCGUGGAUGACUGUGGAAGUGUUUGAACAGUGGAUGCAUAAACUUGAUGACAGAUUUCAAGCACAGCAGCGACGAGUUGUUAUUCUUGUUGACUCUCUCCCAGCUCACACAGAAGUAGAGAACCUGAAGUCUGUCAAGUUGGUGUUCUCUCCUGCAGAUGCUUCUUCAUGUAUAGCUACAAAACAAGGGGCGGUCAGAAGUCUGAAGGUUAAAUACAGGCACUGCCUUAUCAAGAGAUUUGUUGACUGCGUAGAAGGUAAUAAAGAGUUUAUACUGACUCUUCUUGAUGCAAUUGAGAUGUUGCACCUGUGCUGGAGGAAAGUAGUACCAGGGACUAUUAUCAAAAGUUAUAAUGAAGCAGGAUUCAAACUGGAAACCAAGGAAAAUGGUAAUGACACAGAGGUUGAAAGUGAUUUUGAUUUGAUUGCACAUGCUCAGGCAGCUGGAGUGGAGUUUCCAGAAGGUUUAUCUUUGGAGGAAUACACAGCUCUAGAUGAUGGCUUGGCAACUUGCGAAAUGCCCACAAAUAAUGAAGGGAUGUGUGUCAGAGAAAGCACAUCAGAUAAAGCUGGGACAUUUGUUGGUGAUGAAGAUGAGGAUGAAGGUGAUCGAUUUCAGGGAGCUCAACAGCCUUUACCAUCAAAAAAUGAUGCUUUGAAUGCUUUAGGUACCCUUCGAAAGUUUCUCAGAAGUCAAGACACGAAUGAAUCUCUUUAUGAUUCCCUAGCUGACUUGGAGAAUUUUAUUCAACAUGUAGCAUUGUAAAUAAAUAUUUUAGCAAAAUGUGAAAACAUGUAAUUGAAGGAAAAGGAAUUAUAUAAGUAAACAAAAAUAGGCAGUUUAAUAACGUGUUGCUGCAAUGUUCUCUAGUGUGUCUUGCCUGGAUGCACAUAACAAAAUAAAUUUGAAAAUAUGAAAAAGGGCUGUGAACUGAAGUUUUCCACAAAAUCAGGAGGAAAGAAGAAAAAUUUGAGGUGGAGAGAGGAAAUAACUUGAACCUUUAAAAUUACAAUUGUAAGGACAGUGGAGUCAAAAGCAAUUGUUUGGGCAGUUCGGUGCACUCAGAAUGAACUGGUGCCCACUUGGAAUUCUUUCUUCAGAAGACAUUAGCACUUCUUCACAUUGAUAAUUUCCCCGGUGUCUUUGGUACUGUUGAUAGUGGAACAGUAUUUAUCAGCCUGGUGUUUUUGAUACUUAUACAAAUAAAUGAAUAACACAGAAAAUACAUGCUGAAGUUCUGAAAACUAAGGGGGUUUUAUACUGAAUUUUUUUGUGUCCAUGUUCAGUAAUUCUGGCCAUAGUUUAUUCUUGCAGUUGAUGACGAACAGCAGAAAUUUAGCAGCUUUGGAUGUGUUUUGUUUUCUUAAAACUGCUCAUGUGGAUACACACAAAUGGCAUAACCAUCUAUCUGAGAGUCAAAAGACAAACAAACCUUUACUUGGUCUUUGAAGAAGUCAAAAAGGAAGGUUGUUCUUUCCCUUUCAGCCUUUUUGGUAUUUGGAUUUGAUGUAGGUCCUUCUGUGCAACUCCGUGUAUUUCUACAAUAAAUACAGGGGGGAAAUCAGCUUAAGCAGUAUCUGUACUCAAAACCUCACUGAGCUCUUGUUUUCUGUACUAUGCUUGAAGGCUUUGUUGUAGGAGUCAAUGCACCAAUGCAGUUCACCAUUAUAGGUGCCAUUAACAGGGGUGCUGAUGGCAUGAAUGCAGUGGGAAGCUGAGUAAAUCACAGCACAUUUAUACAUCUCCAAUUAUGGGGUUCAAACAAUGUAGCCAGAGACAAAAAUGUCAAUUUGUUUGAGACAUACUGUUUGUGGCUUUUUCAAAACCUGUUUUAAGUAUU
Molecule: messenger RNA, 3022 nt
Organism: Apus apus (common swift)
Lineage: Eukaryota; Metazoa; Chordata; Aves; Apodiformes; Apodidae
Gene: TIGD4
Product: tigger transposable element derived 4
Exons: 1
Coding region: 289-1947 (552 amino acids)
Cellular component (GO): nucleus
Molecular function (GO): DNA binding
Source: RefSeq, a predicted model, not a curated record